Messenger RNA from Trichoderma asperellum CBS 433.97, 411 nucleotides. RefSeq lists its product as uncharacterized. The record is from RefSeq and is a predicted model, not a curated record. Lineage: Eukaryota; Fungi; Ascomycota; Sordariomycetes; Hypocreales; Hypocreaceae.
AUGAAGGCCGCAGUCGUCCUCUUUACACUUUCAUCGGUGGCAUUUGCUGCACCAGUCGCACAAGAGGCUAAGCGUGAACAACUGCAGAACCUCUUCUAUGUGCCAUCUGGUGCUGAAGGUGAAGCGCCAGCAAAGCGUGAGCAGCUUCAAAACCUCUUUUAUGUGCCCUCUGGUGCCGAGGGUGAUGCUCCAGCCAAGCGUGAAGCUCCCAAAAAGCGCGAGCAGUUACAGAAUCUCUUCUACGUACCCUCUGGUGCUGAAGGUGAGGCUCCGGAAAAACGUGAGCAGCUGCAGAAUCUCUUCUAUGUGCCAUCCGGUGCCGAGGGUGAAGCUCCAGCCAAGCGUGAGCAGCUCCAGAAUCUUUUCUACGUGCCCUCUGGUGCUGAGGGCGAAUCACCAGCAAAGGAGUAA